Molecule: messenger RNA, 1041 nt
Organism: Lodderomyces oxycetoniae
Lineage: Eukaryota; Fungi; Ascomycota; Pichiomycetes; Serinales; Debaryomycetaceae
Exons: 1
Coding region: 1-1041 (346 amino acids)
Cellular component (GO): fungal-type vacuole membrane
Source: RefSeq, a predicted model, not a curated record
AUGUCGUUGAAACAAUUUUUGAACACAUUGAGUAAAGAUUGGAGGUAUAGUCGAAUACCACAGAAGGACGAGGAGAGUUUAUCUAGGAUUCGAUAUGGGUCAGAUGACAAUCUUACAGAAAUGGAACUGUCUCAAGAGGUACGAGAGGAAGCGGAGCUGCUGUCGUCCCCGUCACCGUCACCGUCACCACCACCACCACCACCAAGCACCAGGUUAAACUGUGAAGAGUUGGCGAAAGAGGAUGGAGAUGAAGAUAGUGUUGAUAAUGUCAACAUAUACGAAACUUUCAGAUUAUCACUUCAGUUUAUUAUUCUUUGGUUUUCUGCCAAUUUGGUAACGAAUGCUUCUUUAUCAUACACUUCUGUUGCUUCACAAACCAUUUUGUCGUCGACAUCAUCAUUUUUCACUUUGAUAAUUGGCUAUUUAGUCUCAAUUGAGCAGAUUAACCAAAAUAAAAUUGUAGGGAUAUUGCUUAGUUUUGCUGGGGUCUUAAUCGUCACCAAGGUAGACACAGCUGAGGAUAAUCCCAAUAAUGGGCAAAAUACUUCGAUUCUUUUGAUACUUUGGGGAAACCUUCUUGCAAUUAUUGGCGCUGUCAUAUAUGGUAUUUACACUAUUCUUUUAAAGUUCAAGAUAACAAUUCCCAAUUCACAUAAGGAAAAAAAUCUUAAUACGCAUUUGUUCUUUGGAUUCGUGGGACUAGUUUGUUUGCUUGGGUUUUGGCCAAUACUAAUCAUUUUACAUUUCACUGGAGUUGAAAAAUUUUCAUUGCCUCAAAGUUCAUCAAUGGCUCAGUUAUUAGUUUCAAAUGCUGCUAUUACUUUUAUAAGUGAUUUCUGUUGGUGUAACGCCGUACUUUUGACAAGUCCUUUAACCGUUACUGUUGGUUUAUCAAUGACCAUUCCGUUGGCAUUGAUUGGGGAUUGGGUAUUUAAAGGUUUUCAAAUAAAUUUCAUUUACGUUUUUGGAGCAGCAAUUGUGACCAUUGGCUUUUUGAUAAUUAACAAAGAAGAGGAACAAGACUUUAUAGAGGAUGAGUAA